Messenger RNA from Olea europaea var. sylvestris, 2534 nucleotides. Its product is annotated as probable serine/threonine-protein kinase At1g54610. Gene Ontology annotation, molecular function: cyclin-dependent protein serine/threonine kinase activity; ATP binding; RNA polymerase II CTD heptapeptide repeat kinase activity. The record is from RefSeq and is a predicted model, not a curated record. NCBI's taxonomy places the organism in Eukaryota, Viridiplantae, Streptophyta, Magnoliopsida, Lamiales, Oleaceae. The transcript has 7 exons. Gene Ontology annotation, cellular component: cyclin-dependent protein kinase holoenzyme complex; nucleus. The coding region runs from base 529 to 2292 and encodes 587 amino acids. Gene Ontology annotation, biological process: protein phosphorylation; positive regulation of transcription elongation by RNA polymerase II.
UUCCGAAAGAUUAUAAUAAAUGCGACAACAAAGCUAAUUGGUAUUUUACUGUAUAAUCGCCUUGGCCUUUUUAGAGUUAUUAACUCAUUUUUGACCGCCAUAAAUUGUGGGCUUUCACUAAAUCAUUGUUGUUUCUGCUUUAAUGGGCACUAUAGCUAGGGUUCUUCACUCAUACUACAUUAUUUUUGCUGUAUUAAUCCAACCCCUUAUUUAGUUUGUUUGCGGCUUUUUUAAUAUGCCCUCGAUUUGUUGUUCGUUGCUUAAUAGAUCAUAACCCAUUUAGUUUUUCUGCAAAAAUCUGAAUUUAUUUGUGCGUUACUGUUGAAUUUCUUGUUCUAUUUGUGUUAUUGAAUUGGGUAAAACCCAUAUGGUGGAGUUUCCUUGAAAGCGUGAUUUAUCCGUACGCUUUGCAUGCGAAUUUGUUGUUUUAUUCGUUCUGAUUGGUGAUAAUUUGAGAGGUUUUGAAUGAGGGACAACUGGACAAGAGUGUGCGAUGUGGUAAGAAAUGAAGUUUGGCGUUUUUAAGAGAUGGGGUGUGUUUUUGGGAAAGAGAAUUUGUCAUCUGGGCCUCCUACUGGCCAGGUUGUAGCUGGGAACGGGAGAGGGAAUGGGGGAGAGAGAGAUUUGGCUGCACCGUUGGGGAGGAGAGAGAAAGUAGUAGUUGAUUCAGUAAGUAAGGCGGAGGACCGUGGUAGAUACAAAGGCGGAGGGGGUGGUGAAGUUCAGAAUGGUGGAGAUCAGAAGGAGGAGCCGAAGGAUGGAAAUGUGCGGCAGCCGAGAGGUGAGAGGAGGAGGUCUAGGCCAAAUCCUCGGCUAAGUAAUCCCCCCAAGAACAUCCAUGGCGAGCAAGUGGCUGCUGGAUGGCCAGCUUGGCUCUCGGCAGUUGCUGGGGAGGCGAUAAAUGGGUGGACCCCUCGCCGGGCUGAUACAUUUGAGAAACUUGAUAAGAUUGGACAAGGUACUUAUAGCAAUGUAUAUAAAGCUAAAGAUACCUUAUCGGGGAACAUUGUUGCGUUAAAGAAAGUCAGAUUUGAUAAUUUGGAGCCUGAGAGUGUGAGAUUUAUGGCUCGGGAGAUUUUGAUUUUGCGUCGUUUGGAUCAUCCAAAUGUUGUGAAAUUGCAAGGAUUAGCGACAUCAAGAAUGUCAUGUAGUUUGUACCUAGUGUUUGAUUAUAUGGUGCAUGAUUUGGCUGGCCUGGCUUCAAGCCCCGGAAUCAAAUUUACAGAGUCUCAGGUCAAAUGCUACAUGCAUCAGCUACUGUCAGGCCUUGAACACUGCCACAACCAUCAUGUGUUGCAUCGUGAUAUUAAGGGGUCAAAUCUCCUAAUUACUGAUGGAGGAGUUCUCAAGAUUGCUGAUUUCGGAUUGGCUACCACAUUUGACCCUAACAACAAGCAGCCAAUGACCAGUCGAGUGGUUACUCUUUGGUACAGGCCUCCAGAGCUGCUGCUUGGUGCCACCGAUUAUGGUGUAGGCGUGGACUUGUGGAGUGCUGGGUGUAUUUUAGCGGAGUUAUUUGCUGGGAGGCCCAUCAUGACUGGGCGGACAGAGGUGGAACAGUUGCACAGGAUUUUCAAGCUAUGUGGUUCUCCAUCAGAUGAAUAUUGGAAAAAAUCAAAACUACCGCAUGCAACCAUAUUCAAGCCUCAACAAUCAUAUAAAAGAUGCAUAGCUCAGACAUUUAAAGAUUUCCCACCAUCAUCACUUCCAUUAAUUGAGACUCUACUUGCUAUUGAUCCCGCUGAGCGUCAAACUGCUACAGCUGCAUUAAACAGUGAAUUCUUCAGAACAAAACCUUAUGCAUGUGAUCCUUCUAGUCUUCCGAAGUAUCCGCCCAGUAAGGAGAUGGAUGCUAAGCGCCGCGAUGAAGAAGCUAGAAGGCUAAGAGCUACUGGUAGAGCCAAUGCUGAUGGUGUGAAGAAAACACGUACACGGGAACGACCAAUUCGAGCAAUCCCUGCUCCAGAAGCCAAUGCUGAGCUGCAAACCAAUGUUGACAGAAGGCGACUAAUUACACAUGCGAAUGCAAAGAGCAAGAGUGAAAAAUUUCCUCCACCACACCAGGAUGGAGGACUUGGUUAUCCUUUGGGCACUUCACAUCACAUGGAUCCAGCCUUUGAUCCUCCUGAUGUCCCGUUCAGUUCCAUGAAUUUCUCAUAUUCCAAGGAACCCAUUCAAACUUGGUCGGGACCAUUGGUAGACCCCUCUACUGUUGGUGCUCCACGAAGAAAGUUGAAGCCGUCAAGGAAGGAUAAGAACUUCAGUCAGAACAAGGAGAAAGGUAAUAUGUAAUAUAUCACUAUUCUAUACUUUCAAAUAAUCAACAGUUUGAGGUUCAACACUGCAAAUUCGUGUCUUAAAUUUGACUAUUUGAGAGGUAAAAUAUCUUUCGUUCACAUUUGUUUCUAUUAUUUUUGGGAUCAUGAGGAUAUCGAAGGUGUAUUAUAAAUGUUAAAUAUUUUUCCUUCUUGCAAUCAACUUACAGUGUCCUGAUUAGUGAAUGAUCAUAAUAAGAAUUCUAAUAUUUCUUUUUU